Molecule: messenger RNA, 2197 nt
Organism: Cottoperca gobio
Lineage: Eukaryota; Metazoa; Chordata; Actinopteri; Perciformes; Bovichtidae
Gene: tlcd1
Product: TLC domain containing 1
Exons: 4
Coding region: 386-1153 (255 amino acids)
Biological process (GO): phospholipid homeostasis; regulation of membrane lipid distribution; membrane assembly
Cellular component (GO): plasma membrane
Source: RefSeq, a predicted model, not a curated record
GUUAAAAGGCGCAGCAGCACCCACCCCUCCCCACCCUCUUCCUUCUGCAAAGACUGGCGGGCUGAGCGCGGCAGCACAUAACAUUACAAGGCGCUGCGUAAAGACAAACGCCGUCUGAUUGGAAUGAGCUGUUACUGGAAUACCCGCCACAGGCUCGGGACGCUGAACACGUGAGAAGAAAAGGACUGGGCCUUCAGUCGAACAUCAUUUCUGCGGAGAUAAAACUUUUUUUAAAAAACUGUUGAUCCUGGAGAACACUCCCAUUUCAUACCGCGCAUAUCUGUAUCAGCGAGUUUGCAGGGGCGUGAAAAAGCCUACAGAAGGCAAUUACGAGAAUAGAAGAAUAGCAAGCGUCCAGAGAGCAAGGGGCGAGGAGGAGUAGAGGAUGGACGCCCUGGUUCCUAUGUUGAAGAGUCACCCAGGCUCUUCAGUGCUGGUGUUCUCUCUGAUUUUCAGGGUGAUCCACAGGUUGCUGCAAAGGCUGCCUGUGCCCAAAGUAGUGGAGCGGGAUGGCCACACCUGGAAGUGGAGGAACCUAUCCGUCUCAAUGGUGCAUUCCCUGGUCACGGGGACAUGGGCCUUGACUUGUGUGGUGGUUUGGCCCGAGACGUUGAUCAACCUUCACUCUUAUUACACUCCUCUGUCCUACCUGCUCGUCUGCGUCUCAACAGGAUACUUUGUGCAGGAUGCAGGGGAUAUUAUCCUCACCGGACAUGCAAGAGCAUCAUGGGAAUUCUUAAUCCAUCAUGUGCUGGUGAUCUCGUGUUUCCUGUACAGCCUCUACACUGAGCUGUAUGUAGGCGGCGCUGUAGUCGCUCUCUUUGUGGAGGUCAACAGUGUCACCCUGCAUCUGAGGCUGUUGCUGAAGCUGGCGGGCGUUCAGUCCUCCCGCCUGUACCAUAUCAACAAAUUAAUCAACAUCAUCACCUACGUCACGUUUCGUCUGUUCACCCAGUUCUACCUCACCUGGUACAUCGUCCAAAACUACACCUGGCUUGACAAUGGUUUUUUCUUCCUCAUCGCCAUAAUGAUGAUGAAUAUUAUGAUCGGGAUUUAUUUCUACCGCCUGCUCCGUGCUGACUUCCUCCCCCGGCGUAAGACAUCUGUGGGACAGAACGGGAUGCAUAACAGCAAAAAGUUUCUCACUGAUUGACUGGGGGACGUUUGUGGACUUACAUUGUGUUUUAUUUAAAGUGGGAGUUUACACAAUUUGCCUUUCUUCAAACUGACACCAUAAUUCCUCAUGUGUCACACUUCCAAAGACCCCCCCCCCCCCCCCCCCCCCCCCCCCACUUCGGUUUUUGCAGUUAAACAAACAAUAUACAACGUGUUGGUCAAUGAGCUUUAGAGGUAGCUGGUAUGUAGAUGUUCUUGACUUAGACAGCCAGGCUAACUUGUUCUCCCUCUUUUCCAGUCUUUCUAAGCUGAGCUAAAUAGCUGCUGGCUGUGUCUUUAGUGUACAGAUACAAGUGUGGCAUCAAUCUUCUUGUCUAUGAUGCCAUGUGCGGCUGAAGAGAUGCAGGGCUGUGACUGUACUAGACUCCACUGGUAACACAGGAACAUUUUAUGUACCUCUUAUAUGAAAUCUGUUGGUAUUUAACAGAAGUGGGGCUGAAGCUGGAUCUUCCUGCCAUCUAACAGUCUGGUAAUUGAGCACCAUGACCACCCUUCACAAUGAGCCGGUAGCAGCACAAUCAGUACUGAUAUUGAUUAUCACCAGUAGUUAGACUUGAUGUGGAGUGAUAGAGUAUCCCCACAGUGUGUAGCUUCUUUGCAAAAUAGUAAUACUUUUUCAGAAUAGAUCAAUUUCUUUACGAUCUCUUCUCUCCUCUUCCUCUUCUUUACUAAAAAUGUCCUCAAAUAUGCAUUCAUUUUGGUAUAUUUCAAGUGAUAAUACAACACCAUCAGUGGACUUUAAAUGCUCAUUUUCUAAUCAUGCUAUAAAUUUCAGCCAAAUGCCAAGAAUUGGACAGAUUAGAUGUGUCUGACCUGUGCUGCAGUGCCUUUACCACAGUGCCUUUUUACAAAGAGAAUAACAUAAAGAUAAUGCAUAGUUUUUUUUUAAGACAAUAAUUUUUGUUAAUAAAUAAAUUUGACCGUGACUAUGUAUAAUGCUACUUGUAUUACCUGAUUUUUGUAGGAGCCCCUGUUUCUGGAUGAUUGAUACCACAAAAUAAAAACAUUUUAAAAAAAAGUG